UCACAACCACAACACCUACACCAACAACGAGAACUGUUCCUCGCCGUCUUGGCAACGGCAGCACGAGCCACGGACCUUCGGUGUUUACCUCAACGACACUGGAUACAGGACAGCCUUCUUUGGAAAGUACCUGAACGAGUACAACGGUUCGUACGUUCCCGCCGGGUGGAGGGAAUGGCUCGGUUUGGUGAAGAACAGCCGCUUCUACAACUACACGCUGUGUCGCAACGGCGUGCGAGAGAAGCACGGAGCGCAGUAUCCACAGGACUACCUGACCGACCUGAUCACGGCAGAGUCGAUCCGUUACUUCCGCUCUUCAAAGCGACUUUAUCCUCACCGCCCUGUUCUGAUGGUUCUGAGUCACGCGGCCCCUCAUGGACCCGAAGACUCUGCCCCGCAGUACAGCACCGCCUUCCCCAACGCAUCGCAGCACAUCUGUAUAACAUGCUGGUGGAGACGGGCGAGUUGGAAAACACCUACAUCAUCUACACGUCAGAUCACGGCUACCACAUCGGCCAGUUCGGCCUCGUUAAAGGUAAAUCUAUGCCGUACGAGUUUGACAUCAGAGUCCCGUUCUACAUCAGAGGACCUAACGUGGAGCAGGGCAGCAUUAACCCUCACAUGGUCCUAAACAUCGAUCUGGCUCCGACCAUCCUGGACAUCGCUGGCGUCGACACGCCUCCAGAUAUGGACGGAAAGUCGAUAAUGAGUCUGCUGGACACAGACAAACCUGCCAACAGGUUUCAAGUGAACAAGAAGCCGAAGGUGUGGAGAGACUCGUUCCUGGUGGAGAGAGGGAAGCUGCUCCACCAGGUCGUCGAAGGUAAGGAAGUAUCGCAGGAGGAGAACUUCCUGCCCAAACGCCAACGAGUGAAAGACCUCUGUCAGAGAGCCGAGUACCAGACGCCCUGCCAGCAGACGGGACAGAAGUGGCAGUGUGUGGAGGACGCCACGGGGAAGCUACGGCUCUUCAAAUGUAAGAAUGAAGGAGGGGCCACAAGCUUCCAGAGGGGUGUGAUUGGCCGUCAGCGUCCAAUCAGCAUCAAGUCUCAACUGUACCUUCCAAAUUCUGGUGCCUGCGACUGCGAUUUCCGUGACCUGCGACCUCUGAACCUUCGACCCUCCAUGAUGAAGCCGUUCAACAAGAAGCCUUUCUUCUCCAAAAAGAAGUUCAAAGCCCUGAAGAAUUACUCCAGGAACCGUUACAGCCGCUCUCUCUCCAUGACGAACAAUUACCCUGGAAACCAGAGCCUGGCAGGCUGGGAUCAGCCAAUGAGAGACGAGUCUGAGGACGAGUUUAGCGGGAUGGGAGGAGAUCCCAACGCCGUGGUCACACCCAACUCUGUCAAAGUCACUCAGCGAUGUUCCAUCCUGUCUAAUGCAACAGUGAAGUGUGACACGGGAGUGUAUCAGUCCCUGCAGGCCUGGAAGGACCACAAGCUGCAUAUCGACCACGAGAUUGAGACUCUGCAGACGAAGAUAAAGAACCUGAGAGAGGUCAGAGGUCACCUGAAGAAGGCCCGCCCCCAGGAGUGUGACUGCAGUAAAUAUCUGUACAAAUCCAAACUGAAGAACAAACUGAGGUACAGAGGAGGGAGUCUGCAUCCGUUCAGGAAGGCCGGGGCUCGGGACAAGAAGGCGUGGCUUCUAAAGGAGCAGAAGAGGAGGAAGAAGAUGAGGAAGAUGAUCAAGAGAAUCAGAAACAAUGACACGUGUUCAAUGCCAGGACUCACCUGCUUCACUCAUGACAACCAGCACUGGCACACGGCGCCGUUCUGGACGUUGGGUUCAUUCUGCGCCUGCACCAGUGCCAACAACAACACGUACUGGUGUCUGAGGACCAUCAACGAGUCCCACAACUUCCUGUUCUGUGAGUUUGCGACUGGCUUCCUGGAGUACUUUGACCUCAACACAGACCCGUACCAGCUGAUAAAUGCUGUCAGCUCUUUAGAUCGGACGGUUCUCAAUCAGCUCCACGUGCAGCUGAUGGAGCUCAGAGGGUGCAAGGGACACAAACAGUGUAAUCCUCGCACGCGCUCAGUGGAACCAGGAGGGCGGGCACAUGGCAGCUUUCAUGACUACAGGCUGUUUGAGAGGAGGAAGUGGCAGAGAGUCAAGAAACCUUCAUCGUCUCGAACCCUGGGUCCGAUCUGGGAUGGAUGGAAGGGCUAAACCUUUAUAUUGGUUGAACUCCACCCACAUCAGCUCGAAGGUGGAGGGCGUGGUCGUCAAGACAUCAUCACCAAUUGACCACCACGGCUCCGCCUCACCUGUCAGCCAAUCAGCUUCUUUAGUCUAUGUGACAUCACCAGGACCUCCCACCCUGCCGCUCAGGGAGACACUGGGACAAAAUAGUCGACGCACCCCUCCACUGGGUGCUCCCGCUUCCUCCUCUUCCUCCCUUGACGAGGAGGGGAGCACCAUGUGGAGGAGCAAGAAGAAGGAGGAUGGGGAUGAGGAGGAGGAUGGGGAUGAGGAGGAGGAUGGGGAUGAGGAGGAGACAGAGAGGUAGACGAGGAAACCGUGAUUGUAAAAUAAAAGCAGGCUUGUUUGAGGAAAAACGUUUUGCUGUUUCACACCACCGAACAUCAAUCUGCUGAAAUUCUAUCUCUUCUUAUCGACUCCUGUUUUCAUCUCGUCUCUGACAGAAAUCAUGUUGCUUCAGGUGUUCAUUAAGCACUCUUUGAUUUUAAUCAGUUUUUUUCAGACAGCAACGCUGGAGCGUCAGUUUAUAAAAAAGUUUCUUUUCUUCGUUUUUUUCAGCGACUCUGUUAAAGAUGGAAAAAUUCAGAUAGAUGUUAUUUUCCCAUUUUUGUCUCCAGUGAGAGAACAACACAAACAGCUUCUGCCGUGAUGAAAUAAAUGUUGUGUACCAACCUCUUAACUUUA
Messenger RNA from Haplochromis burtoni (Burton's mouthbrooder), 2889 nucleotides. RefSeq names its product extracellular sulfatase Sulf-2. The record is from RefSeq and is a predicted model, not a curated record. Gene Ontology annotation, cellular component: endoplasmic reticulum; plasma membrane; cell surface. Gene Ontology annotation, molecular function: N-acetylglucosamine-6-sulfatase activity; glycosaminoglycan binding. Lineage: Eukaryota; Metazoa; Chordata; Actinopteri; Cichliformes; Cichlidae.